Messenger RNA from Glossina fuscipes, 1822 nucleotides. RefSeq names its product UPF0472 protein C16orf72 homolog. The record is from RefSeq and is a predicted model, not a curated record. The transcript is spliced from 6 exons. Bases 348 to 1115 code for a protein of 255 amino acids. NCBI's taxonomy places the organism in Eukaryota, Metazoa, Arthropoda, Insecta, Diptera, Glossinidae.
AGUAUAAAGCAAUUGUCUUUUUUAAUGAAAUUUUCACAAAGACUUGAUAAUUGAUUGAAAUUAUUAAUGCAAAAUAUUUUUCAAACGUUUUUUUGAGUAUAUUAUUGAAUAUAUUAUAUUAUUAAACACGUGAUUUUCAUAAAGAAACCAACACAAAAAAUAGGUAUCAAGAUUAAAUCAAUGGUGAAAAGGAAUAACAUAUAAAAUAUUUGUUGUAAACGUAGUGGAAACACCCCUGAUACGCAAGGAGUUUGUUUCGUACGCUUUGGAAGGGAUUUUUUCCGGCCAAAUUAACCGCAGCACAUACUGCGUGUGUGUGCGUGUGUUCAUUCGAAGAAGCAAAAAAUAUGCAACAAGAAUCCGGAGAAGAUAGCUGGUAUGAGGAACAGUGCCAUCGUGAAAUAAACGCCCAAAACGACGAAAUUGAACGCGAAUAUGUACGACAUCGUGAUAGUUCCUUAAGUCAAGUGUGGAGUGCAUUUCAGGACUCUGCCACGGCAGUAGCUCAUCUGUACAGAGAACGUUCUUCGAAUAUUUAUCCUGACACCGGUGCUUUAUGGCUUCCAUUUCAAACCGCCGCCGGAACGGUAACGACGCUCUAUAAAGAAUCCUGUGAGGGUGUUAAACGCACCGGCGAUGCAGCUAUACAAUGCGGCUAUCAGAGACGUACACGUGAAUUAGCCGAGUGGGCCCGUAGUAAAAAGCGGCGUAUGAUCCGACGUGAAGACUUAUUAGCUUAUUUAGCUGGCAAACCAUUGCCGCCACUUACUACCAGUCAUAACAAUCGUCGGUCUCCCAAGCCAGAGCAAUCACUUAGUCAUGGCAGUAAUCCCAAUUCCAUGUUUACUACUUCGUUUAAUUCGCACAAUUCAUUGACUCAACAUAGUCAUAAUCAUUCAAUGCAUCAUCAUCAUACAGGCGCUCAAAAUACAGCAAAUGAACAUUUAAAUGACUUGCAUACCUUUAAGGAGGCUUUAGUCCUCAGACCAAGAGGUCCCGAACUGUUCGCUUUUGUGGCCAACGAAAUCGCUCGUCAUUGUAAACGUCCGGCUAGUCCUAUUGAUGAUAAAAUGGACGUUUGUCAUUAUAGUAGUAAACGACAACGUUUCAUGUAGAAUUUUAAUAAUUAAAUUCUCAACUAAAACUCAUUGACUAAAUAUCGAUAAAUUAAACUCCACCUAAGUAUCUAAAAACAAAAUGAUUAGUUAAUUGUAAUACAUUAAAACAACUACAAUGACAACAACAAUGUAUAACAGAUUACGUGGUUUAUGUUUGAGUAAAUGUUUAUCCAAAAACUUGUACUCAAAUUUCCUUUUCUUUGUUUUUCUUUUUCUUUCCUCCGUCUUAUCAAUCAUCAUGUUGAAAUUGUUGAGUGAAAAAAAAAAAAAAAAAAUUAAAUUAAAUGAAAAUACAUUACAUGAAUAAUCACCUCCUUAGAAUAGCCGUAACUUUCUAUUGUCAUCAUUAUUGGCAGAAAGCCUACCUUGAUUAUUAUUAUUAUUCUUAUUUUUAUUAUUAUUACUAUUAUUGUCAUGUUUUAUUUUUUUUUGCAUUAUUUUCUUUAUUUAAAUUUAUUCUUCGUUUCGUUUUCAUUUUCAUGUUAUUAUUGUUUCAAAUAACCUUUCGUAAGCUCAUUUCGAUAAUUUAUAUUUAUUCUUUGGUUGUAUAUAAAUUGGAAUUUAAAAUUAUAUAUAUAUAUAUUAUUUUUUUAUUGCUUUAUAAACCAAUCGUCGUGUUUACGCAAUAUUCAUCAAUAUUUUAUAUUGUUUAUAACUUGUCACGUCGGUGUGUACGUGCGUAUGUAUAUAACCACAUACAUUAU